AUGGUUGAUGCCACUACCGGUCAUGAAGCUUUAUCUUUCAUGGAUGGAUCUUCGGGUUACAACCAAAUUCGGAUGAAUCCUAAGGAUGAGCAGCUUACAGCUUUCCGUACCCCUAAGGGAAUUUACUGUUACAAAGUGAUGCCUUUUGGACUAAAGAAUGCUGGUGCUACUUAUCAACGGGCCAUGCAGAAAAUCUUUGAUAAUGUACUUCAUAAAUACGUGGAGUGUUAUGUCGAUGAUUUGGUGGUUAAAACAAAAAAGAGGGAAGACCAUCUGGCAGAUCUACGAUCCGUGUUCACCCGCUUAAGAAAGUAUCAGUUUAAGAUGAACCCCCGCAAAUGCGCUUUUGGCGUAACAUCUGGAAAAUUUCUUGGUUUCAUUGUGAGGCACCGCGGUAUUGAAAUUGACCAGUCCAAAAUUGAAGCAAUCCAGAAAAUGCCAGAGCCCAAGAAUUUACGAGAACUUAGAGGCUUGCAGGGAAAACUGGCCUACAUACGACGAUUUAUCUCGAAUUUGGCUGGUCGAUGUCAACCUUUCAAUAGAUUGAUGAAAAAGGAUGUGCACUUUGAAUGGGAUGAGGCUUGCAGCAAUGCUUUUGCAUGCAUCAAAAGAUACUUACUUAAUCCUCCAGUUUUAGGUGCUCCUAUCCCAGGAAAGCCUUUGGUGCUGUAUAUUGCAACCCAAGAAAGGUCUCUAGGUGCUCUUAUGGCGCAAGAAAAUAAAGAGGGGAAAGAAAGAGCCCUUUAUUAUCUAAGUCGAACUCUCAAUGGGGCUGAAUUAAAUUAUUCUCCUAUUGAAAAGAUGUGUCUCGCUCUUUUCUUUGUCAUAGACAAACUGGAGCACUACAUGCAAGCAUAUAUGGUCCGUUUGAUAGCAAAGGCAGACCCAAUCAAAUAUGUCCUCUCCAGGCCAGUGAUUUCGGGUCGAAUAGCUCGAUGGGUAGUCUUGCUUCAGCAAUAUGACCUUGCAUACGUUCCACAAAAAGCUGUCAAAGGACAAGUAUUGGCAGAUUUCUUAGCUGAUCACCCAGUUCCGUCUGAUUGGGAGUUCUCUGAUGAUUUCCCAGAUGAAGAUGUGUUUUACAUUGAAGUAAUGCCACCAUGGGUGAUGUUUUUCGAUGGGGCUGCACGUCAAGAAGGAGCGGGGGCAGGUGUAGUGUUUGUUUCUCCACAACGGCAUAUACUUCUUUACUCGUUCUCAUUAAGCGAACUCUGCUCUAACAACGUGGCCGAAUAUCAAGCAUUGAUCAUUGGUCUAGAGAUGGCUAUUGAGAUGGGCAUAUCGCAACUUGAGAUAUUGGGAGACUCCAAAUUAGUUAUCAACCAAAUCUUGGAGCAAUAUGACGUCAAGAAAGAAGACCUCAUCCCCUAUUGCAAACAUGCGAAGAAAUUGCUAGCAAAUUUUGAAGCCAUCACAUUGGAGCAUAUACCGAGGAAGGAGAAUAGACAGGCCGAUGCUUUAGCUAAUUUGGCUACUGCCUUAGCAUUAUCCCAAGAAGAGACAACCAAGGUCGCUAUUUCCCAAAGGUGGGUGGUACCUCUCGUGGUUGAAGAAGAAGAAGAAGAGCAAGCCAACAUCAUUUCUGUAUGCCUUGUCGAAAAAGAAGAUUGGCGACAAGUGAUCAUUGAAUACCUUCAACAUGGAAGACUCCCGGAUGAUAAACGCCACAAGACUGAAAUUCGGCGGAGGGCUGCUCGAUUCAUUUACUAUAAAGACACUCUCUUCCGCCGUUCAUUUGAUGGAUUGUUUCUCCGUUGCUUAGGAGAGGAGGAGGCUAAACAAGCCUUAGAGGAGGCUCAUUCUGGAAUAUGCGGCGCACAUCAGUCAGGUCCUAAGUUACAUUAUAGGAUCAAAAGAAUGGGUUACUAUUGGCCUACAAUGGUGCAAGAUUCUAUGGAAUGCGCUAAGAAGUGCGAAGCUUGUCAGUAUCACGCAAACUUCAUCCAUCAACCGCCAGAACCUCUACACCCAACCGUAGCUUCUUGGCCUUUUGAUGCAUGGGGGCUUGAUGCAAUAGGGCCAUUACCAAAGUCAUCCGGUGGCCACUUGUACAUCUUGGCCGCAACUGACUACUUCUCGAAAUGGGCGGAAGCUGUACCCCUUAGGGAAGUGAAGAAAGAAACGGUGGUCAAUUUCAUUCGAACUCACUUGAUCUAUCGGUAUGGUGUCCCUCGGUAUAUCAUAACUGAUAAUGGCAAACCAUUCUACAAUAGGCUGAUGACAGAGCUAUGUGAGAAGUUUGAAUUUAAACAAUACAACUCCUCCAUGUACAAUGCCCCGGCAAAUGGACUAGCUGAAGCGUUUAACAAAACACUUGGCAGUUUGUUGAAAAAAGUGGUAUCCAAGACAAAGCGAGACUGGCAUGAAAGAAUCGGAGAAGCAUUAUGGGCAUAUCGAACAACAUUUCGAACGCCUACUCAAGCAACGCCAUAUUCUCUUGUCUACGGAGUUGAAGCCGUCCUUCCUUUAGAACGCCAAAUCCCAUCAUUACAGAUUGCCAUUCAAGAAGGAUUGACUGGAGAAGAAAAUGCCAAGCUCAGGUUGCAAGAAUUAGAGGCACUUGAUGAAAAAAGGCUCGAGGCCCAACAACGCCUUGAAUGCUAUCAAGCUCGUCUUUCAAGCGCAUUCAAUAAAAGAGUCAAACCACGAUCAUUCCAAGUUGGUGACUUAGUCCUCGCCGUUCGAAGACCUAUCAUCACAACUCAUCGUACAGGCAAUAAGUUCACUUCAAAAUGGGAUGGACCUUAUGUUGUGCAAGAAGUCUACACCAAUGGAGCUUACAAGUUGAUUGAUAAUGAUGGUGUAAGGAUCGGCCCCAUCAAUGGGAAGUUCCUCAAACGCUUCUAUGCUUGA
Quercus robur (English oak) is the source of this 2853-nucleotide messenger RNA. RefSeq lists its product as uncharacterized. Gene Ontology annotation, molecular function: nucleic acid binding; RNA-DNA hybrid ribonuclease activity. The transcript has a single exon. NCBI's taxonomy places the organism in Eukaryota, Viridiplantae, Streptophyta, Magnoliopsida, Fagales, Fagaceae. Gene Ontology annotation, biological process: DNA integration. Bases 1 to 2853 code for a protein of 950 amino acids. The record is from RefSeq and is a predicted model, not a curated record.